Arvicanthis niloticus (Nile rat) is the source of this 3258-nucleotide messenger RNA. NCBI's taxonomy places the organism in Eukaryota, Metazoa, Chordata, Mammalia, Rodentia, Muridae. The record is from RefSeq and is a predicted model, not a curated record.
CGCGGCUCCGCUCUCACCCUCUUCCACUCCACCCCUACCCGGCCUUCUCGCUCCCUUUCCAGGUCACAAAACUCCCCACUCCGGUUCCUCAAGAGCGCCUCCUCCCUCCCAGUUCCAAGUUCAAACCGGAACUGGAAGUUAGGUGGGCGGGGCCCGGCGACGGAAAGCGCUGAGGAGCCGAAGCCGGGACUCGGCGGUGGCCCGGGUCGGUCCCGCGCCACGGAGCGCCGGGCGGCGGGGCUGCGGGGCUCCGGGCUGAAGGGCGGUGCGCGGGCCGGAGGGCGUGCGCGGCCCCCCGGGCGCCGCGGGGGAUCAUGUCGACAGCAUCCGCCGCCUCGUCGUCCUCCUCGUCUUCUGCCAGUGAGAUGAUCGAAGCGCCAUCGCAGGUCCUUAACUUCGAAGAGAUCGACUACAAGGAGAUCGAGGUGGAAGAGGUUGUCGGAAGAGGAGCUUUUGGAGUAGUUUGCAAAGCUAAAUGGAGAGCAAAAGAUGUUGCUAUUAAACAGAUAGAAAGUGAAUCUGAGAGGAAGGCUUUCAUUGUGGAGCUCCGGCAGUUGUCACGUGUGAACCAUCCUAAUAUUGUAAAGUUGUAUGGAGCCUGCUUGAAUCCAGUAUGUCUUGUGAUGGAAUAUGCAGAGGGAGGCUCGUUGUAUAAUGUGCUGCAUGGUGCUGAACCAUUGCCUUACUACACUGCUGCUCAUGCCAUGAGUUGGUGUUUACAGUGUUCCCAAGGAGUGGCUUAUCUGCACAGCAUGCAGCCCAAAGCUCUAAUUCACAGGGACCUCAAGCCUCCAAACUUGCUGCUGGUUGCAGGAGGGACAGUUCUAAAAAUCUGCGAUUUUGGUACAGCUUGUGACAUCCAGACACACAUGACCAAUAAUAAAGGGAGUGCCGCGUGGAUGGCGCCCGAAGUGUUUGAAGGUAGCAAUUACAGUGAAAAGUGCGAUGUCUUCAGCUGGGGUAUUAUCCUUUGGGAAGUGAUAACACGCCGGAAACCCUUUGAUGAGAUUGGUGGCCCAGCUUUCAGAAUCAUGUGGGCUGUUCAUAAUGGCACUCGACCACCGCUGAUCAAAAAUUUACCUAAGCCCAUUGAGAGCUUGAUGACCCGCUGUUGGUCCAAGGACCCUUCUCAGCGCCCUUCAAUGGAGGAAAUUGUGAAAAUAAUGACUCACUUGAUGCGGUACUUCCCAGGAGCAGAUGAGCCGUUACAGUAUCCUUGUCAGUACUCUGACGAAGGGCAGAGCAACUCAGCCACCAGCACAGGCUCAUUCAUGGACAUUGCUUCUACAAAUACCAGUAAUAAAAGUGACACAAAUAUGGAGCAAGUUCCUGCCACAAACGACACUAUUAAACGCUUGGAAUCAAAACUGUUGAAAAACCAGGCAAAGCAACAGAGUGACUCUGGACGCCUGAGCUUGGGAGCCUCUCGUGGGAGCAGUGUGGAGAGCUUGCCCCCAACGUCUGAGGGCAAGAGAAUGAGUGCUGACAUGUCUGAAAUAGAAGCGAGGAUCGUGGCAACUGCAGCCUAUUCCAAGCCUAAACGGGGCCACCGUAAAACCGCUUCAUUUGGCAACAUUCUGGAUGUCCCUGAGAUCGUCAUAUCAGGCAACGGGCAACCAAGGCGUAGAUCCAUCCAAGAUUUGACUGUUACUGGAACAGAACCUGGUCAGGUGAGCAGUAGGUCAUCCAGCCCCAGUGUCAGAAUGAUCGCUACCUCAGGACCAACCUCAGAGAAGCCAGCUCGAAGUCAUCCUUGGACCCCUGAUGAUUCCACAGAUACCAAUGGCUCAGAUAACUCCAUCCCGAUGGCGUAUCUUACACUGGAUCACCAACUACAGCCUCUAGCACCGUGCCCAAACUCCAAGGAAUCCAUGGCAGUGUUCGAACAGCAUUGUAAAAUGGCCCAGGAGUAUAUGAAAGUUCAAACUGAAAUCGCAUUGUUACUACAGAGAAAGCAAGAACUAGUUGCAGAAUUGGACCAGGAUGAAAAGGACCAGCAAAAUACAUCUCGUCUGGUACAAGAACAUAAAAAGCUUUUAGAUGAAAACAAAAGCCUUUCUACUUAUUACCAGCAAUGCAAAAAACAACUAGAGGUCAUCAGAAGCCAGCAGCAGAAACGGCAAGGCACUUCAUGAUUCUCUGGGACCUUUCAAUUUUAAAAUAUGCAAAGACCUUUUUUUAAAGAAAAGACAAACCAUUAUAACAGUUCAUGAGUGUUAGCUUUUCGGCGUGUUCUGAAUGCCAAAUGCCUCUAUUUGCUGCAUUUGUUAUGUCAGUUCUUUUUCUUCUUAUGGUGGAUAUAAAAUCCACUGUCUUGUUGCAUCAGACGAUAGCACCUGUGGCUUGGGGAGGCAAGAGUUCUCAGCUCAGAGCACAUGAAGUGAACUUGGCUGUAUAUGCAUGCUUCUAGUGUGAGCUACCUGACAGGUGGGGUAUCACACUGGCUACUGUGUGCAAGCUUCGUCCUUUCUCUGUAGUAAAAGGUGGGACCUCAAAAAUUUUCUUCAUAGUGCUCAUCUCAAAAAUAUGGUAUUUCCCCUAUAGAUGGUAUGCACCAAUGUAAAGACAGGGUAUUAAAAUAACUGGUGGUACACUACAGAGGGACAGAACGUUAAGGCUGAGUUCAAGACAGGGUUUGUGCCCACACAUCCUGGUCAAUACUAACUGUAGUCCCACCAGUUAAUGUUAAAGGUAAGUGUGGCAGCUGUGUUAAUGGAAGACAGUUUACUGGUUGUCAUGAGGCCGAGCGUCGCCUGUGAGACACUGAAUGACAUGCUCUUUUCUACACCCUUCUCGGUUUCAAUUCUGUGUGAAAACAGAAGCUUUUCUGACUUUUAAUAUUAGUAGCAGAUGAAAUUGAAAGAUCAUGAUGAAACUUCAAUGAUCCUUCUUGUAACAGUUACUGAAUUGUUUUAUGAUAUAUUUGAAGAAAAUUGAAAAAUAAUGGAAACACAAAUAAUUGGCCUAGCUAAAAAAGGCUUGAGCUUAGAUAUUUUAUGUGUCUGUUAUACCAAAUAAGGAACAAAGCAGGCAAAUCAGAAGACCCAAAAAAGGAAGAUAAAAGAGUCAAAUUAAACCUACUUUUUGUAGCUAUUUGGAGGAUUUGUUUCCUCUGAAGUCAUUUCUGGAAUGCCUGCUGCCUUCCCAUGCUUUUAAGAGAAUUUGAACACUUACAAAGAGAAUAUUUAUAUUGUUAACAAUAAGUUUACUACCAGCCUUCAAAAUAACUUAAAUGUAAUAAUAAAAUGCCAUUAAAAA